Molecule: messenger RNA, 1728 nt
Organism: Plasmodium gallinaceum
Lineage: Eukaryota; Apicomplexa; Aconoidasida; Haemosporida; Plasmodiidae
Product: serine/threonine protein kinase, putative
Exons: 1
Coding region: 1-1728 (575 amino acids)
Biological process (GO): protein phosphorylation; regulation of cytokinesis; mitotic cell cycle
Cellular component (GO): cytoplasm; centrosome; spindle pole
Molecular function (GO): ATP binding; protein kinase activity
Source: RefSeq, a predicted model, not a curated record
AUGAGUUUGUAUUUAAAAAAGACUUUAUUUAAAAAUUAUAGUACUACUUCAAAUUCAUUAUCAGAAUUUUCAUUAGAUAGUUAUAACGAUAAAAAUAAUUCAUAUAAUAACAAAAUAUCGUAUAGUGAUAAUGAACAGAUAGGAUUGAACUAUUAUAAUAAUAAAUGGAAUAAUAUCUUUAAAAAAAUAAAAAAGAACUAUAAGCAAACAACUUUUUAUGAAACAAAUGAAGGUAGAAUUAAAAAAUGCAAUUCUACAAGAAAAAAUGAAUACAAAAAAAAGUCUAAUAUUAUUGAAAAUAAUCAUUAUUUUAAUGAUACAUAUACUAUUUUUAAUUAUGAUUAUAUAAAAGUUAUUAGAAAUAUAAAAAAAAUGAAAAAAGAAAAUAAUAAUAAUAAUAAUAAUAAUAAUAAUAAUAAUAUGAAAGAAAGCAACAUAGCUAAUGAGAUAUUUUAUUCUAAUAGUGAAAAAGAAAAAAUUGAUAUAUUAAAUAAUAUUAAAAACGAAAAAAUUAUCCAAUUUAAUCCAUUUAUGACACAUAUAGAAAGUGAAUAUACUUUGUAUUCUAAAAAAUAUAAAAAAAUAAAUAUUAUCUACAUAAAAGAAUAUAAUAAAAAAAAAAAAAAAUUUCUUCUAAAAAAAAAAAUUAAAAAAAUUUAUAAAUUUCCAAAAGAAAUUAUUUUUUGUCCAUUUUUUAAUAGUUUUAUAAGUUAUGAAAAUGUAAUAAAAUUAGAAAAUUACAUAACUAAAAACUUAUAUCACGAAAACAUUAUUAAAAUGCAAUCAUAUUUUUAUUUUAAUGAUGAAAUUAUCACUUUUUACGAAUAUGGGGGUAUUUCACUUAUGAAGUGGCAUAAAAAAAAAAAAAUUUUUCAAUUACAGGAAUCUUUAUAUCAAAAUGUAAAAAGAAAAAUAAGUAAUUCAAAUAAUAGUAAAAAGGAGAAAAAAAGAAUAAAAUGUGAAAAUGAAAUUACAGAAGAUACAAAAUCAUUAAGACAAGAAAACUUUUCUUUUGAUUAUGAACAUUAUAAUAAAAUAAUUUUUAUGAAAAAAAAAAAAUCCAUAUUAAAUGAAAUAUUUCUUUAUAAAAGAAAAAUAAAAAUAACGAAAAAAAAAAAAAACAAACAAAUUUAUGUAUAUCCUGAGUAUUUAAUAGCAGAAAUAUUAAGGCAACUAUUAAAAGUUUGUCUUUUUUUGUAUCAACGAAAAAUAUAUUAUAGUGAUAUUAAACCAUCAAAUAUAGUAACAAAGAAUAUAAAAAAGAAAAAUCUAAAUGCAAUACAAUUUUGUAAGAAAACUAAUAAAUGGUGUAUAAAAAAAAAAGGAAAAAUCAUAAAAAAAAAACUGUUUAUCAAACUAAUAGACUUUGAAUUCUUGCAAAAAAUUUAUGAAGAAAAAGCAAAUACUGGUGGAACAACUUCUUUAUUCAAACCAUUAGAAGAUUUUCAAAAAAUGAAAAUUUUUGUUUCUUCAAAAAUUGUUUGGCUUAUAGGGAUAACAAUUUUUAUUUUAUCAACAGGUAAGCAUCCUUUUAGUACAAUUAACAAUGAUAUGCAUAUUUUUUACACAAUUCAAAACAGAAAGUUUAAUUUAAAUAGACAGUUUAUGCAUUACAAUUAUUUCUCAGAUUCUUUUAAAGAUUUACUUAAAAAAAUGUUAGAAAUUAAUUUUAAAAAAAGAAUUUCUUUUUUUGAUUUAUUUUUUCACCCAUUUGUGCUUUUCGGAUAA